AUGAGACGCUCAUAGCAGAGCGGUCUGGCUUACCUUACGAUGAGAUAAAAUGGGUUCGAGUUAGGAACUGCACAAUCAGUCAAUCGGAACGUACACCUAUCAUCAGAAUGUUACAACUAUUGAUUUUAUUCCUGGUCCCGCUGGUCUGGUCUCAGAAACACGCCCCGUAUGGCUCUAAAACUCCAUACCACCUGGUAGCAGGAAAUGUCCUUGAUUUCGACUUCCCCUGUAAACCAGUGUCCUUGUUCAGUGUACACCGUCACGGCACAAGGAACAUCGGCAAGAAUAUAGUGAAGAGAAUAGACACGCUAGUGGGUGCCCUGCAGUCUACAUACAAGACUAAGGGCCUACCUAACGAUAAUCUUAAGUGGCUUCUAGAUUUCAGUCACGGUAACAAGCCCAACAAGGACCUGAUAGUGGAGGGAUACAGACAACUCUCUGGGCAGGGGGAGAGGUUCUCCCAGGUGUUCCCCGACCUUUUAUCCGACACCUCUCACGUGCGGGUAGGGACCUCUUUUAAGGGCCGUUGUAUCAGUUCAGCUCUGAGCUUCCUGCACGGGGCAUACGGGAAAUCCUUCCGGGUUAGUAACGAGAGUGAGAUUCUAAAAACAAAAGAUAUCAGACGUGAUUGUGAGGGAAUGUGCCAUGUUUAUGAGCCGGUCGUUGAAAUGAAAAGUGAAAGGGAUCGUAAAAGUGACCGACCUCACAUCACAUUCGAGCAUCAGCAAAACCAUCUCCUGCGAUACUACAAAGAGUGCCGGAACUAUGUAACCAAGGAAGGUAAUAAAGCAGCGUGGCAAGCUGCGCCUAACAAGUACCUAACCGGCUCCAGGAUGACAAGACUCACUAAGAAGAUGGGGGAGCGUCUGGGAAUACAACUGUCACCUCACGACGUGGUGACUCUACACAUCCUGUGCGCACUGGAAGUGGGAGUACCCCGGCUCAUGAGCAACUCUCAGUUCUGCAGCCUGUUUGAGGAGAACGAGCUCUACGUUACAGCUUUCUAUCUCGAUCUAAUGAGGUAUAACGGUAAAAUGAUCCCUGAGGCAGUCAACUCCAGCUGUGUACUGAUGCAGGACGGUCUUAACUUCUUAAAACAAGACCGGGGUGCUAACCUGAAAUUCGCUCAUACGGAAACUAUUUUCCCGCUGUUGGAGCACAUGGGUCACCUGACUGAGCCCAUGUCCGCCAAGCGGAGUCUCCUCGAGAGGGAGUUCUAUGGGGAUAUCACCCCUCUGGGAAGCAACUUCUUUAUGGUUGCCAUGAAGUGUCCAGACUCCAGUGAGAGGAUUGUUCAGACUUUUCUUAACGAGAAACCGAUAGAGUUUCCCAACUGUGGUAGCCCGUGUAAAUUAGAUAAAAUUCUUGAGAUGUUUCCGGAGGAGGGCUGUGAUUUCGUGGGAGUAUGCGAGGGUCGUGGGUUUGAUCUGUACAGUUGUCUUACAGUUGAAAUGGCGGUCCUGUCUAUCAUGGUUGUUGUUGUUAUUGAGUUUAUUCGCAGAUGUUUUUUGCUAGUUAGAUGGUGAUUGAAAUUUAAAUGUCCUACAGUUACAAGAUCAAGGAAGAUUUAGCGAAAACUAAAGAUGCAAAGGAAGUAGCCCGUUCUCAGCAGCUAAGAGAGUUAUCAUGGAAAGUUACUGAUAUGAUUGCUCUGGGUUCAUCAGCUGUGAAAUAAUUUGAGACAAAAUCUGCAUAUCAAAUGCAGAGAGAAUUGAAGAAUAAUUUAUCUCUUACUGAGGCUGAGUUGCUUUGUGACAUGUGCGAAGAGAACAUUUCUCAUGAAGACUCGUUUUUAAUGAAUGUUGAAGAAAUUUGACCCCAUCCACAUCCGGCCCUUUUGCCAUUUACAUCAGAGUUAUUGCACAUUCUUUGCUCCUUUUACCGUUUUUACUUCUCCUUCUGAGGUUUCGUUAUGAUGUCAGAUUACGACCAACAAGUUGUCAAGACAGGGGUGCAAUACUCGAACAGAGUCUUUAUUGGCAACCUUCACACACGGAUGGCGGAAUACGACGUGUGUACGAUCAUGAGACAUUACAAAUUCUACCCAGAGGACAUAAAGGUAAUACGGGACGUUAAUGGGUGCAGUAAGGGAUAUUGUUUCGUGGAUUUUAGAAGCGAAAAUGAAGCUAAGAGACUGCUAGCUCAGGAGAACAUUGAAUCCAAGUUCGGUAGAAAGUUGCUGAUCAAACCUGCCAUUCGCAUACGAAGAAAAGAGGUCCUGGUGGUGAAACAACAGACAACUGCCAGCCACGCUCUAGAGUGCAGCGCCUCCCCAGAUAUGGCCAGUAGGGGUUACCCGUCCCAAGACCACACUCCUACGACCUACACCAGUUGUCACUAAAUCAACCUCCACAACUAUGUAUCCCGAACCACCAGAGGGUGGCAGGAUCCAGAGUUUGCUGUCGGAUCGUGGAGUAAAUAAGCUCAGACUUAAUCUCAAUCUGGAGCAAGUUACGGAAGCUAACCAUGCAGCACCCUGCAACAUGUAGUCUCCAUCCUACUUCAUCCCCAGUCAACCCUCAACGCCUCUUUACCCUCCAGGUUACCAGUACCACAGCCAACCCUCUACACCCUUCUCAGACUACCAGUACCACAGCUUACCCUCAACCCCCUCUCCGAGUUUUUCCCUCCCUACUCCCCUAAUUUUGCUCAAGGAGUACAGUCACCUGCAUACGGAUUUACAGCUCCAUUAUCGUAUGGAAGGAGUGUACCACUGGCAUUCUACCAACCUUUCUACCAGAACUCUUACUUCUCGCCGAAUCUCCGCUCGCAGACAGGCGCCGGUGUCCCUAAUGCCGAGAAGCCACAAUCUGCCGCCAGCUCAGUCACUUUGCCUGUACUUAAUCAGCCGGUUCCGGCCAGUCAAGGCCCUUCCUCGCUGGGAAACUAGACACAAGACAGAUAUCUGUUGCCAGAAAAGGAAUUAUAUUUAGGUUACCUAAUACGAGACAUUUAAAUGGUACGAAAGUCGGUGGUUUUUCGAAAAACACCAUAUUUUCGGACUACCAAAAUGUAUGUCACCAUUAUUUUCCCCUAAUUAUUUUUCACGUAUUUUCCUUAAUUAUGACUUUAUCGAUUACUAUCAAGUUAUCAGUAUAGUAAGUUAUACAUAUGAUAUCGGCCGGUUGGUGUAGUGGUAACACCAUCGCCACCCAAGCAGAAGACCCGGGUUCAAAUCCGGUCGGAUGCAAGUUGGCCAGUUACCAAGCUGUGAUUUGGUACAGCUUCGGCUGGUGAUACACACUCUCUGGCUCGUAGGACUAACCCUCCUACAGCUAGUAUAGUGCCUCGGCACAGAGUGGCUUAGGGUUACGGAAAAGGAGAUAAGCACCUCAGGCCAUCCCAACGUUCGGGAGAGACCUGCCCUUGUAUCUUGUUGUACAGUAACACGACUAUUAUAUGCAACACGGGGUCCUGCAAAACUAGAUAUACUUAUAGGGAUAUCAUUGAGAUUAAUUAUACAAACCAAACUUGGUCGGCGUGAUAUACAAAAACUUGAACAACAGCUUAAAAGCAGAGUUUGCUGACGUUAGUGUUCAAAAAAGGGGCUAUAGAAUUCUUGUUAUUGUUUGUACCCACAUAAAUUAGACGAAUAAAAUAUGGGACGAUUCUAACGGGUUUUUAUUUAAGAUAUGGUUCCAAUUUAAAGGGUAAAAAUGUUUUUAUGGGAUAUGAGCAUUGAGCACAUAUUGUACUGAUACAUAUUAUAUUAUGUAUAUUCAUUAUUUUUGAACUAUUAAAUCUUGAUAAUCAUUAAAGAUCAUUCAAUCAUUCAAUCAACUUUUUAUUUGUGAAUUUUGCGUUAUGUGCCCGUACAUUAUGUACAAAUACAAUGUGCUCAUCGAUAGGGAGCGAUGAAUAGAAAGUAGGAUAGAAAGAUAAAAACAGGAUUUUUUUUUGAAAUACCCGUGAAUCACUCCGACUAAAUAGUGAUACAACGAUUGAGAUUUAGGUUUAUUCACACUUCUUUUACUUCCACUUUUACAUCAAUUAUUUUAUCGAUGAGCACACGUACGCUUAAAUAUUGCUAACGCUUUGAUAGUGUUAAUGUAUCGUUAAGAUUAUUUCUAAUUAUAGGUUCGAUAUUUUAUUUCGUUAUGAAGCAUUUUGCCGAGCAGUAUUUAUACAAUUUAUAAAAUAUUUACAGUCUUGUUUUAA
Bolinopsis microptera is the source of this 4158-nucleotide messenger RNA. RefSeq lists its product as uncharacterized. The transcript is spliced from 3 exons. Lineage: Eukaryota; Metazoa; Ctenophora; Tentaculata; Lobata; Bolinopsidae. The coding region runs from base 108 to 1526 and encodes 472 amino acids. The record is from RefSeq and is a predicted model, not a curated record. Gene Ontology annotation, molecular function: inositol phosphate phosphatase activity; acid phosphatase activity.